UACAAUAUGGAUGCGCCCAUGAAAUGUUGAAGUUUAUUUUGCGGCCGAGUGACACUUAAACAUUUUAGCGGUUAUAUAGGCUUGUAGGCACAGACAAACUGUUUCUGAAGUAUAAAAGAUGUUAAAAUUACGGAGCCUCAGUGAAUUGACCUCCAUGAUCGGUGGUAGUGGCACACGAUCUAAAACGGUGUCUUCAAUCUCCAAAAUGGCAAGAUUGGAUAAGAUGAUGAAGAAGAUGGCGAGAAAAGAUGAUAGGAACGACAAAUGGUUCCUGGCUCCUCUUUGCUCACAAAAAGCUAUCGGUAGUCAUAAGGGGAAGCCGAGGUAUAGCACACUCGGAACCAAGAGGAAAGCUGAGUACAUCAGUGAUUUGCUGUUUGAUCCAAUCUGUCAAAUUAUGUGUCGAGGGGUGCUUGAGCCCAGGGUAAAAGUGGAAUUAUCAAAGAUCAGUAUCCUGGCAGAUUUUAGCUGUAUCAAAGUGCACUGGUUAGCCUCUGACAAAGAUGAUCAUGUGAUGACGGAGAAAAUUCUCCAGAAUAAGACUGUUGCUAUGCAAGACCUGGUGAAAGAGCUACAGAUCAUGGCAAAUGUGCCACCAGUCAGGUUUGUGAAGGACAUGUCGUUAGCAAGCGUCGAGCAGGUGGAACGGCUUCUACAGCAGGCUGACCUCGGUCCUCCCGACGAGGAGGAGGAGGACAGUUGUGAUGACGAGGAGGACAAGGAUGAGACAACAGAAACCAGGCUUGAGGCCCCUGUAGACAUUCCUGUAACUACCUCACUGAAAGAUAUUGCAAAAAGGUUCAGGUCAGAGGAUACUAAAAACCUUCAACUAAAUGAGGGACUUGAUGAAAAUGUAAACACCCAGGUAAACUCUGACCCUACAACACAAGUCACAGACAUUACACAAAGAUUUAGACAAGACAUGUAUGGGCUAAACCAUGAAAGUAUGACUCAAAAACUAAGUGUGUUAAGGUCAGGUUUACGAAAAACAGCAUAUUCUUUGGAGAUUGACCCAGAGCCUGAGGAAAUCCAAUCAAAGGUGGACAGGAAACAAGCCCGAGAACAGUAUGCUAAGGUGUUACAAAUCCAGAGGAAUCAGAGGUACAGUCUGAGGAAGGAGAGAAAAAAGAAACACAUUUUAAUGGACUAUAGAGAUGAAAAUGAGUAUAUGGAAAAUAUCAGUCAAAAGAACUCCGAGACUCUCGGAGAGGAAUGGAAAGAUGAUAUAGACUAAAUACUACUGAGACACGACACAUAUUGUACUAGUAUUAUCUAUAUAAAAAUUCUUCAAAUAAAUUUGACUUUGUGUUUUCAAAA
Messenger RNA from Mizuhopecten yessoensis (Yesso scallop), 1317 nucleotides. RefSeq lists its product as uncharacterized. NCBI's taxonomy places the organism in Eukaryota, Metazoa, Mollusca, Bivalvia, Pectinida, Pectinidae. The coding region runs from base 119 to 1234 and encodes 371 amino acids. The transcript is spliced from 5 exons. The record is from RefSeq and is a predicted model, not a curated record.